UGUAAAAAUUUAAUAUAAAGUUGCUUGCUUUUUUACAUUAAAUGUCAACAAUAAAAAACAAUACAGAUCUUGACGAAGUUUUCAAAGACAAUGAAGUUAAUGUAACGUACGUAAAACCAAUAAAUGCUGGAAGUCAAAUAGCAAGCUUUACUGGUAAAAGUAAAAAACAAGCUAAUCCAAAAACAUAUUUCGAUAUGGUAUUGGAAGCUAUUGAAAAGCUCCAAGGUAGAAAUGGUGUUUCAAGAAGUAAAAUUACGAAUUUCAUUGUGAGAGAAUUUAAUAUAGUUGACGUGAGCACAAUUUAUGUUACAAAAGCAUUGAGAUCUGCUCUGGAAAAAAAUAUAAUUAGCAAUACCACAGGUAAUGGGGCUAAUGGAUCAUUUAAGUUGACAAAAGAACAAAAUGAUAUCAGAAAAAAAAUAGGAAAAGAUCGUAAUGUAAAAAAAGAUAAAUCCGUUAAUAACAAUAAAAAAGAAAAGUUGGAAAAUAAAGUGGAAAGUGAUGAUGAAAAUAAAACAGAAAAAUCUAAAAUUCCUCAAAAGACAAGUAAGAAAAAAAACACCUCAAAAAAAGUUUUGCAAUCUAAAGAUGAUUUGGAGCUGGCCAAAUCUCAAAAAACCGACAACGAGAAAGUUAGUGCGGCUAAAGGUAAAGAAAAUGGUAAAGCAAAAGAAUCAAAAGUUCAAAAAAACAACAAAGCAAAAAAAAAAUUAGAAAAGUCGUUUAGCACAGGUGAUAUCAAAGUUGCUAAAGAAACUGUUUACGACUUCCCAGAGGCUGAUGGGGAAAAAAAGCCUAAAAAGCUAAAAGACUUAGCAGUUACAUCGAGAAAACCAAAGAAAAAAUAAAUUAAGAA
Molecule: messenger RNA, 856 nt
Organism: Hydra vulgaris (swiftwater hydra)
Lineage: Eukaryota; Metazoa; Cnidaria; Hydrozoa; Anthoathecata; Hydridae
Product: histone H1A
Biological process (GO): nucleosome assembly
Cellular component (GO): nucleosome
Molecular function (GO): DNA binding; structural constituent of chromatin
Source: RefSeq, a predicted model, not a curated record